AUGUAUGAAGUUUUAUCUUCACAGAAACAAUACAAGAAAGACUUGGAAACUGAAAUUAAAGGGAAGGGCAUGCAAGUUGGUCCAGAUACUCCUGAGAUAAGACGAGUGAAGAAAGCUUCUGAAAUUGCAAGCAUGAAAGAAUACAAGAAAGACUUGGAGAACGAAAUUAAGGGAAAGGGAAUGGGAGUGGGCAUGGAUACCCCUGAUAUACAACGAGCCAAAAAAGCUUCUGAAAUUGUAAGCCAGAAAGAAUAUAAAAAGGAUCUGGAGACUGAAAUUAGAGGAAAAGGGAUGCAAGUUGGCCCAUAUACUCCUGAAAUACAACGGGUCAAAAGGGCUUCAGAAAUAGCAAGCAAGAAAAUGUACAAAGAUGAAGCAGAGAAGAUGCUCUGUAACUAUUCUGCUGUGCCAGACACACCAGAGAUGGAGAGGAUAAAAAGUACUCAGAAAAACAUCAGUUCAGUGUUUUAUAAGGAGGAAGUAGGAGCUGGCACAGCUGUAAAAGAGACUCCAGAGACUGAGAGAGUAAAGAAAAAUCAACAGAAUAUUAGUUCGAUUAAAUACAAGGAAGAAAUUCAGCAUGCAACAACUAUUUCUGAUCCACCUGAACUAAGGAGAGUUAAGGAAAACCAGAAGAAUAUUAGCAAUAUUCAGUACAAAGAACAGCUCUGCAAAGCUACACCUGUGAGUGUCACCCCUGAGAUCGAAAGAGUCAAGAGGAAUCAAGAGAUUAUCAGCAUGGUUCACUACAGAGAGCAGCUUGGCAAAGCUACUGCUGUGAGUGUCACUCCUGAGAUAGAGAGAGUCAAGAAGAAUCAAGACAAUAUCAGCUCGGUCAAAUACAGCAGUGAUCAGAGGCAGAUGAAAGGUAGACGUAGUGUGCUUCUAGACACACCUGAGCUAAGGCAUGUCAAAGAAACACAAAACAACAUCUCAAUGGUAAAAUACCAUGAAGAUUUUGAGAAGACAAAGGGCAGAGGCUUCACCCCAGUGGUAGAUGAUCCUAUAACAGAGCGUGUGCGGAAAAACACCCAAAUUGUGAGUGAUGCAGCAUAUAAAGGCGUGCAUCCACAUAUUGUUGAAAUGGAUAGAAGACCUGGAAUAAUUGUUGAUCUUAAAGUUUGGCGUACAGAUCCUGGCUCCAUCUUCGACAUUGAUCCUCUGGAGGACAAUAUUCAGUCUAGGAGUCUGCAUAUGCUUUCUG
Molecule: messenger RNA, 1204 nt
Organism: Cariama cristata (Red-legged seriema)
Lineage: Eukaryota; Metazoa; Chordata; Aves; Cariamiformes; Cariamidae
Product: nebulette-like
Exons: 11
Biological process (GO): cardiac muscle thin filament assembly
Cellular component (GO): Z disc
Molecular function (GO): actin filament binding
Source: RefSeq, a predicted model, not a curated record